Messenger RNA from Gavia stellata (red-throated loon), 2696 nucleotides. RefSeq names its product presenilin 2 (gene PSEN2). The transcript has 11 exons. The record is from RefSeq and is a predicted model, not a curated record. Gene Ontology annotation, cellular component: apical plasma membrane; dendritic shaft; cell cortex. The coding region runs from base 149 to 1525 and encodes 458 amino acids. Gene Ontology annotation, molecular function: aspartic endopeptidase activity, intramembrane cleaving. Lineage: Eukaryota; Metazoa; Chordata; Aves; Gaviiformes; Gaviidae. Gene Ontology annotation, biological process: membrane protein ectodomain proteolysis; Notch receptor processing; calcium ion transport.
GUUGUCUCUCUUUCUCUCCAGCAGCUGCUGUGUGGGUGGCCGGGCUGGCCAUGCGCUUGGACGGACGCGGAAGCUGACCGAGCCCCGUAACCCCGCCUUGAGUAGUGCUUGGCUGUCCUCCUCCUGAGUGCUCCCUGGGAAAGCGAUAAUGAUCACAUUCAUGAACAACUCGGACAGCGAGGAGGAGCCCUGCAAUGAGAGAACAUCCCUGAUGUCCGCAGAGAGCCCUCCAGUACCUUCCUACCAGGAUGGCCUGCAAGCCUCAGAAGCAGGGGAAGUGCAGGUACAUAGGAAGAGGCGAACGGGUAGCAGCCGUAGCCCUAACAAUAUUGCUGAUGGGGAUGUGUCUGACUCGCGUGUUCCAGUGAGAGAAAGCGCCUUGGAAAAUGAAGAGGAGGAACUGACUCUGAAAUAUGGAGCAAAGCAUGUAAUCAUGCUCUUUGUGCCUGUCACCCUUUGUAUGAUUGUUGUCGUCGCCACCAUAAAGUCAGUGCGCUUCUAUACGGAGAAAAACGGGCAGCUGAUCUACACCCCUUUCAGUGAGGAUACCCCAUCUGUGGGCCAGCGUCUCUUGAACUCGGUGUUGAACACCAUCAUAAUGAUCAGUGUCAUCGUUGUAAUGACCGUGUUCCUCGUUCUGCUCUAUAAAUAUCGCUGCUACAAGUUCAUCCAUGGCUGGCUCAUCCUGUCCUCUCUGAUGCUGCUCUUCCUCUUUACCUACAUUUAUCUCGGUGAAGUAUUGAAGACAUACAAUGUGGCCAUGGAUUACCCUACUCUGUUCUUAGUCAUCUGGAAUUUUGGAGCUGUUGGAAUGAUUUGCAUACACUGGAAAGGUCCCUUGCAGCUCCAGCAAGCAUAUCUCAUUAUGAUCAGUGCUCUGAUGGCACUGGUUUUCAUUAAGUAUCUACCUGAGUGGUCAGCAUGGGUGAUUCUAGGAGCAAUCUCCAUCUACGAUCUGAUGGCUGUUCUCUGUCCCAAGGGGCCACUGAGAAUGUUGGUAGAAACUGCCCAGGAGAGAAAUGAGCCCAUUUUUCCUGCAUUAAUAUAUUCCUCUGCUAUGAUAUGGACAGUUGGAAUGGCAAAGCCAGACACAGCAGCAAGAGGACCAAGUCAGCAGACGUGGGAUGCAGCUGAGGAGGGGAGAGAGAACCACAGGAGCCCUUCACACGCAGACUCUCAGAUGUCGGAGACGAGGAGUCCUCUUCCAACCCGCCCCGUGACUUCUUUCGAGGAGCUCGAGGAGGAGGAAAGGGGUGUGAAGCUGGGCCUUGGAGACUUCAUAUUUUACAGUGUGCUUGUUGGGAAAGCAGCUGCCACAGCUAGUGGAGACUGGAAUACUACGCUAGCCUGCUUUGUAGCUAUUCUCAUAGGUUUAUGCUUAACUCUUUUAUUACUGGCUGUUUUUAAGAAAGCACUGCCUGCUCUUCCCAUCUCCAUCACCUUUGGCUUGGUCUUCUACUUCUCGACAGACAACCUUGUGCGACCUUUCAUGGACACCCUGGCCUUCCACCAGCUAUAUAUUUAGAAGUAGUGGGAGUUAGAGGGUUCUUUUUAAAGCUUUGCUGUGAAGUACAGUACACUGUUUGGAGUAAGUCAUAAAGUUUUACACUUAGUGCCAUAUAUUUGUAAGGAAAACACUAACUCUGUGACACGAUGUGUACUAAAAAUCUAGUAGUUACAUGUUGAACUGAGAUUUUUCACAGGACUCUUGGACUCCAGUGAAAAGCCUGUCUCAUUGCUGAUGUCAGAGCAUUACUUUUAUGUUAUUUGAUGUGCACGCUGGCUGUUGUGAGCACAGAAACCUGUAUGUAGCAUGGGACACUGGAGAGGUAAAGGGUCUGAUCUGUGCUUCCAGAAGCUAAGGUGUUUUAGCCCUGGAAUUGCAGCCAACUUUAACUGGACUCUACAAUUGCUAACGCUUCACACUUUUGAAGUGUUGUGCAAAUACGAGGUGCAAGUAAGUAGUACUUGUAAUUAGAAAAGUGUAGCAGUCAGCACGCACAGAACAGAGCAGUGCGUUACACCUGGUCGUGAGCAUUAGAGAGGUGAGGCUGAACUUCAUAAGCUGGCCUCUGUGCACACAACUUCUGUUGAAAUUGCCCCAAAUGCCUAUUUAUUCUGACCUGUGCGAGAUACAGUGAGCCAUGAUGGAUCUAGACAGGAUGUCAGUGGUGGGACGUUUAAACACCAAGCUUCUGGUUCUGAGCGCAUCCACUACUGCAGCUAACAGCUGAAGGCAGGGCUACCCAUUCCAGCACAUCAGAUCCUCGGCGUGGGAAGACAGAUACUUUUUCCUGUCUCCUCCCAGCAUUUUAUCUUUCUGGAAAUCUUUUUCUGGAUCCAUACUGCAAUCCUCAAAUUACCGUAAGGUGGAAAUUACUGCACAACUCCAGUAAAUCAGUUGACCUGUAACUUCUUGUGUGUAUUUCUGGUCUCAUUUCUGUGCAUUGUUGUAACCACUCCAAGGGAGGCUUUACCUUCCUUUUAUGAAGAGGUCCUCUUACACUGACUGAGACUUGGUUUACCUAGUUUUUGGUACUGUUUAAAGAUUAUUUUUUUUAUUACAAAUUUUAAAAUAGCUAUUUACUGUCAAAAGGACUCUUUUGGAAAUACCCUGUCAUAGUUUGUAUCAAAAUAUGGGUGUGCAAACUUUAAUCUGCUGUUACAUUACUCUACAUAAAGCAUCAUUAAUGCUA